Messenger RNA from Biomphalaria glabrata, 3195 nucleotides. RefSeq names its product FMRFamide receptor-like. Gene Ontology annotation, biological process: G protein-coupled receptor signaling pathway. The transcript is spliced from 7 exons. Gene Ontology annotation, molecular function: G protein-coupled receptor activity. Bases 851 to 2173 code for a protein of 440 amino acids. The record is from RefSeq and is a predicted model, not a curated record. Gene Ontology annotation, cellular component: plasma membrane. Lineage: Eukaryota; Metazoa; Mollusca; Gastropoda; Planorbidae.
UUCUUGCCUUGAUGUCUGUCCAUUUUCUUUGCUCUCAUCGUACACUCUCACGCGCUCCUUCCUUCACUCUCAUACAGAAACACACACGCACUCACACAAAUACCUAAUCAGCGUAUAUUUCAGGAGUGUUCUUAUCAGAAGCGAACCAGUCUCAAGAGUUCAAAGGGAGACAAUUGGAUUGUGAUUUCAAACGGAUUGUCAAGCCAAUUUUUUUAAACUCUUUUUUUUUUUUAUAGCUAUUUGAUAUUUAUAAAAAUUGGAUUGACUAAACCCUAUCUCGGAUCUUGUUUUAAAAAAUGUCGAAUAGUCACAUUUGAUACAGAAAAAACAAGAGAACAAAACUAUUUCCUGUCCAGACUUUACAUCUACAUGGAAUUAUUCGACAGCUCAUGCUCUGUAACGUUUCUACAAUUAAUUCUAAGAGCAUUCCAAGAAAACAAAAGAGAAAGAAACUAACUCUGACAUUCUCUACAAUAGUUUCGAAACAAGUGUGGACUUUAGAAUCUGUUUCAGGGAUGUAAGUCAUCAAUAGCGGAAAUUAGUAAAAAGAAAGAGGAAGAUCUUAGCUAAUGGCUUGAUGCAACGAGACAGGAAGAUUAAUGACACUAUAUUUUAAAAUGUAACCUAAUAGCGAUGUUGUACACAAUCAAAGAACGGAUACCGAGAAGCACUGAUGUUUGUGAAAUAUGCUAAGUGUAGAAGAUUAUAUUCAAUAAAUAUCUCUUACUUAGACAUCUACUGAUACUGAUAGGCAAAGUACCAUAAACUGACGACAAUAAUUUUAAGCAUUCACAAACCUAAUAAGCCUAGGUUCUAUACGAAUGUGAUACCUAACCAUUGGAUUACCACCAUGGAUAUUCAUCAUGUGACGCAAGAUGCAAGCGUUGUGGAUAUGUUGACCAUGUCCCCAAGCAGCGUGCUGGUCUUGCCUGGGGUCAGCAACGUCUCCGUGGCAAGAAUAAACUCUACCUACAAGAGGGAUGACCUGGAGAACAUUUUCCAGUACCUGGAGAUCAUAACAUCCCCUUUGGUGUCAGUGGUUGGGACUGUGCUUAACCUUCUCACCGUGGGCGCUUUCUUAUCCAAAUCUCUCAGGAACACUUCCUGCUGUCUCUAUCUCGCCGUCAGGUCACUGGCAGUGUUUGGAUUCCUGGUCAGCAUGUUCAUCGCCUGGACCAACACCUUCGCGUCCCUGUACCAGAGGGACGGCAUCUGUCAGAUCACCAUCUUCUUGUCUUUCUUCUGUCCGUUCGUCAGUGUCUGGAUGGUGGUCAUCAUCUCGUUGGAAAACUUUAUACGGAUAGCACAGCCUGCGAGAGUUGGAAGACUGUGUACUCCCAGAGUUGCCAAGAUUGUCAUUCUGAUAGUGACUCUAGUGGGUUUGAUUGUCUGCCAUUUCCCUUUCUGGAUCAUCGAAGUGAAGAAUGGAAGAUGUGACCCUAAACCACACCUUAUGAAGACUGUGUUGAUACUAAACUACAUGGACACUGUGCUGACGAUGGUGUUUCCUGUGGUUCUGAUGAUCAUAGUGGUGCCCCUUGUAGGUCUUACAGCCAUCAACGCCUAUGAGAGAAAGAAGAGGCUGACCUCUGAACUAUCAUCCAGGAAAAGGUCAAACAAUGAGAUGAAAAGCUCCCCAGAAACUAGAGUGACUCACCUGCUGCUGUCAGUGUCCCUCGUGUUUCUAUUGUUUCAAAUGCCUUUCCAUUGCAUCAGGAUCAAGCUCUUCUUCCUUCAGCUCUCCAAGCUAGAACCGUCCAGAACGGACCAAAUACUGCAUCACAUCUUUCGAAUGAUCUUCAAUUUCGACACCGUCCUCAGUUGCGCGGUGUACCUUGUCUUCGGGGACAACUUUCGCCGCGUCUUCUGCAAACUCUACUUCUCCCGAUGCAUGGGCGCGCUGCGUUCAGACACCAGCGCCAACGACAGCUCCAACCACUCACAUUUUACCACUCUAGCCAGUAACAGCAUUGCCCAAAACGACCGCGGAUCAGCAGAUUCACACGCCCUACUACCAGCGCAGGACCUAAGCAUAAGAAACGCCCAUAAAUUUGCUGAUCUUGAAAGAUAUCCACAAACAAGUAAUCCCACCAAUGCAGAAGUAAGGUCGUCGCCUUAUAAGUUUCUUCUUAAGAAAACUGACGCUCAAACAUGCGAUUUUUUAGAAGCAUGAAAUCCAUAUGUCCGAUUCAUUUUAGUUUUAGUAAUCUUGGAAAAUGGAAAAAUGAGACAAUGUGAUGUUAUGAUAAAAGUAUGGUUAUUUUAUGAUAAAGUUAAAGUGAUGUUAUGAUAAAAGGAAAAGUAAAGUUAGGUAAAAUGAUGGUGAUGUUAUCAUAAAAUUAUGAAGAUGUUAUGAUAAAGUUAUGAAAAUGUUAUGAUAAAAGUAUGAUGAUAUAAUGAUAAAAUUAUACAAUUAUACUUAUAUUAUGCUAAAGUUAAGGUGAUAUUACCAUAAAGUUAUGCCGUUGUUAUUAUACAGUUGUGAAGAAGCUAUGAUGAAAGUAUGGUAGUGUUAUGAUUAAAAGUAUGAUGAUGUUAUUAUAUAAGUAUGGUGAUGUUAUGAUAAAGUUAUGAAGAUAUUUCGAUAAAAGUAUGGUGAUAUUACGAUAAACGUAUAACGGUGUUAUGGGGAUGUUACCAUAAAGUUAUGAUGAUGUAUCAUGUUAUAAUAUUGUAAUGAAGAUGCAAUGAUGAAAGUAUGGUGAUGUUAUAAUAAAGUCAUGAUGUUGCAAUGUGAAUGUUAUGAAGAUGCUAUGAUACUGUAAUGGUGAUGUUACCAAAAAUUAUUAUAAAACCAUUCUGAUUAUAUGAUAAAGUUGUGAUGAAACAAUGCUUAGUUCAUACUAACAUGUUUAUUCGUGGAUGAUAUUAUGGAAAUAUUAUGAUAAAGUCCAAUGUCUGCCAUGUUUAAUUGUUAAAAGUGUAUGCGCUGAAUGAGAUUCUAUUUCAACUGUUAUCAUUCUUUGUGCUUACUUGUGUUGGCCUACCGUCUUCACAAUGUCUUCACUAAAUACAGGAUAUACUCUGAGUUUGAGUUUCUAUUUUCGUUGACAGUGUUAUAGUCACAAACUAUGAACUAGGCUUGUAUAUUUUGUUUUCGUUUUUUUUUUGUUUCUUUUACUGAUGUCAAGAAGAAAUUUCAUAUGCCCAUCAUUUUAUUAUGUAUAAUAUUAAAGGUACAAGAUUUAAAUAUUU